AUGAAUAAUUUGUAUACUGCGCUCCAAAAUUCCCCGCUGUCUCUUGCUAAAAAUACAACUCAAGACUCAACAGUACGCAUAUUAUGUUUAAUACUGACAGCACCUAAAUCGAUUCUUACACGAGCGAAAGCUGUUCAUGAAACAUGGGCACCACAAUGUGAUCGAUAUUUUUUCAUCACAGAAUUUCCUCGAGAAAACAUGACACUCAAACAAAUUCAAUUCGCAGAACAAAUACCCAUUGCACCAAUUAAAAAUAUUACAUCUGGUUAUCAAUAUCUAACGGAAAAAUCUACGCUAGCAUUUUUAUUCGCCUAUAAACAUUAUUUCAAUGAUUUCGAUUGGUUUGUCAAAGCAGAUGAUGAUACAUUUUUGUUUGUCGAUCAUUUGAAAAUAUUUCUAAGAAAACAGAGUACAUCCGAACCUGUUACAUUUGGUUACAAUUUUAAGGUAGUCGUUGAAAAAGGCUAUCAUUCAGGUGGAGCAUCCUACGUGUUAAGCCGAGAAGCAUUACGACGAUUCUAUCAAGCACAUCAAGAUCCAGCGUUAAACUGUCGUAAAGAUGGUGGUAGCGAAGAUGUCGAAAUAGCCCAUUGUCUUCGUAAAAAAGGUGUUUAUCCAGGUGAAUCUCUCGAUAAGAAAAAUCGUGAAUUAUUUCAUCCACUACCAUUUGCGAAUCAUUUUCUUGGUACAUUUCCUGAUUGGCUUGCAAAAUAUGCUCAAAAUCCACCGCAAAGUAAUUACAAUUGCUGUAGUGAUCAAACAAUAUCAUUUCAUUAUGUUACACCUGAAAUACAAUAUCUAAUGCAUUUUCUACUAUAUAAAACUAAAUCGAAAUCGAAUGUUGAUCGAAUAUUGACUCAGAAAUUACACAACUACAUAGUAUCGGUGAACUAA
Messenger RNA from Rotaria socialis, 894 nucleotides. The record is from the annotation of a GenBank genome assembly. NCBI's taxonomy places the organism in Eukaryota, Metazoa, Rotifera, Eurotatoria, Philodinida, Philodinidae.